Molecule: messenger RNA, 375 nt
Organism: Podospora pseudocomata
Lineage: Eukaryota; Fungi; Ascomycota; Sordariomycetes; Sordariales; Podosporaceae
Exons: 1
Coding region: 1-375 (124 amino acids)
Source: RefSeq, a predicted model, not a curated record
AUGGCUGAUAAGGUGGUUCUGCCCCUCCUGCCGGUACGUAUCCUGGGGAGAUCCAAAAAACAAAAAAAAACAAAAAAUCGAAUCUGGACUAGCGCCAGAAAAAAAACAGGUGCUUCCCCUUCUCUGCAAGCUCUCGAAAAUCGAGACGCGUCUUCCUCCCAGCCGUCAGUCGAGAAACAGCUUCAAGGCGGGGUCAAACACGCAGUCCAAACACCUCACAAGGGUCCGUGUCUACCUCUAGGAAUCCACAGGGCAGGCGCGUCGGGUGUUCCCCAAAAAAUCAGGCCAAGCCAAAAAUCAAAUCGGACCUUGACCCUUGUCUCUCUCCCUGCUGCCCAAAAAAAAAUAAGCCUACCCAGAAAAUCAGAUCACUGA